Messenger RNA from Mycotypha africana, 480 nucleotides. RefSeq lists its product as uncharacterized. The record is from RefSeq and is a predicted model, not a curated record. The transcript is spliced from 2 exons. NCBI's taxonomy places the organism in Eukaryota, Fungi, Mucoromycota, Mucoromycetes, Mucorales, Mycotyphaceae. The coding region runs from base 1 to 480 and encodes 159 amino acids.
AUGUCUUCUGUUUCUAUCACGGAAAAACGUCGUGUCGCCAUUGCUUAUGAUGGCAGUGAAGAUGCAAAAAAACUGUUUGAUUGGUCUGUAAAAAAUGUCGUUCGUCCCAAUACCGAUCAUAUCAUCCUUUUAUCAGCUGUCCAACGCUCAAAAUUACCGAUGCUAUCGACUACGGCUUCCAGAGUGAACGAAGCAAUCAAAGCUACGGAGCAACAUCCUCAGGGUAAAACAGCACGAGAGAGAUUAGAGGCAAUGUCUCAUCAACUGCAACAGGCGAAUAUCUCGAGCGAAGUUCAUAUUUUAUGGGGUGAUGCCAAGACCUUAUUGCCGCGUUACACUAAAGCGCAUAAUGUCGACUUACUCGUUGUAGGUUCUCGUGGUUUAGGUGCAGUAAAGAGUGUUUUUCUGGGCUCUGUAUCUGACGCCUGCCUUAAAGAAUGCCCCUGUCCUGUACUGGUUGUGCGUAAUACAACUAUUUAA